This is a messenger RNA of Habropoda laboriosa, 3044 nucleotides long. RefSeq names its product kinesin-like protein Klp61F. Gene Ontology annotation, molecular function: ATP binding; microtubule binding; plus-end-directed microtubule motor activity. The record is from RefSeq and is a predicted model, not a curated record. The coding region runs from base 99 to 3038 and encodes 979 amino acids. The transcript has 16 exons. Gene Ontology annotation, biological process: mitotic spindle assembly; microtubule-based movement. Gene Ontology annotation, cellular component: spindle microtubule; nucleus. Lineage: Eukaryota; Metazoa; Arthropoda; Insecta; Hymenoptera; Apidae.
AAAAGCUGUUUCUUCGUUAUUAUACGAAAAAAAAAACGAAUGUUCAUGUAGAAAGAAUUAGAAGUGAUUCCAGUGUGAAAAACGUUUAUUUGAUAAAAAUGAACGACACGCGUAACGCGAAAAAAGACAAGAAACAACAUAUACAAGUUUACGUUCGUGUCAGGCCAACAAAUAAUGCUGAAAAAGUUGGGAAAUCAAUAACAGUUGUUGAUAUACAAUCUAAUCGGGAAAUAGUUGUCCGUGAAAGACUUCAGGAUAAAUUUACAAAGAAAUUCACUUUUGACAAAGUAUUUGGACCUUACUCGAAACAAAUAGAUGUAUACAAUGCAGUUGUUAGUCCUUUGGUGGAGGAAGUUAUGGCUGGAUAUAAUUGCACAGUGUUUGCCUAUGGGCAAACUGGUACUGGAAAAACAUUUACUAUGGAAGGAACUGACAAUGAUCCCUCAUUACAUUGGCAAACAGAUACUACUGCUGGAAUUAUACCACGUGCAUUAAGCCAUUUAUUUGAUGAGCUCCGGUUAAUAGAAGUACAGGAAUUUUCAGUGAGAGUCACUUUCUUAGAAUUAUAUAAUGAAGAAGUCUUUGAUUUACUGUCUCCUAUUGAUGAACCUGCUAAAAUAAGGAUAUAUGAGGAUCCAAUUAAAAAGGGUUCAGUAAUAGUACAUGGUUUGGAAGAAGUGGUAAUACAUAAUAAAAAUGAAGUAUUUAAAAUCCUGCAGAAGGGAUCAGAGAAAAGGCAGACAGCAACCACAUUAAUGAACGCAUAUUCAAGCCGUUCCCAUACAAUAUUUUCCAUUACCAUUCAUCUAAGGGACAAUACUAUAGAUGGUGAAGAAUUAUUAAAAACAGGAAAACUAAAUUUAGUAGAUUUAGCUGGUAGUGAAAAUAUUGGAAGAUCUGGAGCUGUUGAUAAAAGAGCAAGAGAAGCAUGCAACAUUAAUCAAUCUCUACUAACGUUAGGACGUGUUAUAACAGCACUGGUAGAGAAAACCCCGCAUGUGCCUUAUCGAGAAUCAAAAUUGACGCGGUUACUCCAAGAAUCAUUGGGUGGACGUACAAGAACUUCAAUUAUCGCUACAAUAUCUCCUGCUUAUAUUAAUCUCGAAGAGACAUUGUCAACUUUAGAUUAUGCGCAUCGCGCAAGAAAUAUAACGAAUCGGCCUGAAGUUAAUCAAAAAUUUUCUAAGAAAGCAUUGCUUCAAGAAUAUACUGAAGAAAUUGAAAGAUUGAAGAGAGAUUUACAAGCAACUCGUGAACGAAAUGGUAUUUAUUUAACUCCGCUCAGUUACAAUAAAAUCCAGUCUUUAAUAGAAUAUCAAAGUAAAGAGAUAGAAGGAAAAAUUAAUCAUAUUAAAGCGCUCCAAGAGUCUAUGCAUUUGAAAGAGCAAAUAUUUAGCGAAUUAAAAUCAAGAAAUUCUGAUCAAAAAAAUGAAUUAUUGAAUGUAAAAAACGAUUUGGAAACCACAGUAAAUACUUUGAUGUCGGUAUCGUCAAAUUUGGCGAUAUCGCAACAAGAAAAGGAGGAGCAAAAACAUCUUGUCGAAAAGCAUGCAUCUACCGAAAAAAUCCUCUUGACACAAGUACAAACUGUUUUAGAAGUAGCUGAUACAGCCACUGCCGAUGUACAUAAACUUCAUGAUAAAAUCUAUCGUAAAAUGCAAAUAGGACAACGAAAUAAUUGUCUUGCACAACAAUUUAAAAACAAUGUUAAAGAACGACUUAAAAAUAUAGAAGCUGACAUUUCAGCGUGGACUAAAAAUUUAAUGCAAUUCUACACGUUUAUAAAGGAUCAUAUUGAUACGGAAUCCGUUUCGUUUAGUCAGGAUAUUGAUAAAUCGAUUCGGAUUAUUUCCGAGGAACUUGUUAAUUCUGAGCACAACACACAUCAAGAAUUGACGAAGAAAAUAAAUGAUUCUCAUUUAAGGCAUCAACAGUGGCUUGAGAAUGAAAUAAAAUAUGUUACAGUUAUAACUGAUGAACAGUAUAAUAUAUUGAAUAAUAUAUGUUUUAAUAUUACACAGAAAAUUCAACAAUUGAUAGAUAAUAAUAUAGCUGAAAAUUUAAUUGCUUUAAAUAUCAAUAUAAGUAAAAAGUGUGACAAUUUGACAGAAUCUACAAAAGAAUUAAUAACAUCGAUUUGUAAGUGUUCAACUGAGGAGCGUGAUCGUUUAAACAAUAAUAUAUCGGAUAUUAGGAAACAAAUUAGUAGUAUCCGACACAAUAACAAAAGCGUUAUGGAGAGACGAAUAAACUUCGCCAAAAUGAUGCAAGAUUUACAACGUUGUUUCAACGAAUUACAAAAAGAACAAGAAGAAAAUGAUUUUACAAUGGAUGAUGCGUUAAGCAACAUCGAUAAAACAUGUGAAGUUAUGAAUAAUCAAGCUCUGGAUGUAUGUAAAAUAACCAUAGAGCAAGAGAACCAUAUACAAGAAAAGCUUGAAAAUGAAUUGCAAGCUGUGAAACAAGUAGUUGCAGAGGGAACAGAUAAGUCACGACUAUUAGUCGAAAAUGCUAUUGCCCAAGGUAAAUUACUAAUAAAUCAAUUCCAAGCAGACUUGAAUAAAAGUUGCGAUACAUUAAUGAAUUAUAAAAAUUGCGUGGUACGUAAUAUGAGGAAAAUGCAGCAAAAAAUGGAAGUUGAUAACAGUUUAAUUCUAUCAAUGAUUAAUGAUGUAUAUACGAAGAUUUAUGAUGAAGGUAUUGAACAUUCGCGAUAUUUAAAUGCUUGUAAAAUGGCAUUUAUGAAUGCGUCCACAGAAAUGACUAUAACGCUUGAGAGUGAAAAUAUGAACGCAGAAAAUAUGAAUAGCAGAAUUAUUGUAGAAAUGCAAGCAAUAUUUAAUCGAGUUGACAAAUUCUUUAUCGAAGAUUUAUAUCGUGAUAAACCGACAGGCUUAACUCCUGCGAGAAAGAACUUUCAGUAUUCCAAAAAGCUUAUUAAAACGUCACCGCAUGAACGAAUUCUUAAAAGGUUUAGAGAAACACUUGAGGAUAUAGAACAUAUGGAAGAUGAAUCUCCUCCCGGUAUUGAACAAUAACACAAC